This is a messenger RNA of Fusarium verticillioides 7600, 1326 nucleotides long. RefSeq lists its product as hypothetical. NCBI's taxonomy places the organism in Eukaryota, Fungi, Ascomycota, Sordariomycetes, Hypocreales, Nectriaceae. The transcript has a single exon. The coding region runs from base 1 to 1326 and encodes 441 amino acids. The record is from RefSeq and is a predicted model, not a curated record.
AUGUCCAUUCCUAGUAUCACCACCACACUUCCCAAGCUUACUAGUGUGGAAUUUGUGGAAAUGAAAGGUAUUGGACGCGCCAGGGAUGCCUGGGUCUCCCGGACUGUCGAUUUUAUUCGCCGCCACACGAAGACACUGAAAAGGUUGCGCUUCACCUCUAUGAUCGUAUUUGGUUCCAUUCUUACGGAACUCGUAAACUUGAAUUCUUUGCACUUGGAUUCUUUCGUUAUAGCGUCAGGAGACGACACUGACAACGAUGACUAUGGCGAGGACUGCGCCGAUGUCUACGACAGCGACGACUCUUUGUCCGAUAGAACAACGUAUGAGCGUAUGAAUGAACAGGCAGUUCUUUCUUACGUCAACCGAGCGGGAAACCCCGAUCUGAAAAGGCCACUGCCAUCUAAUAUACGCCCACAGACGUGGAUAUUUACACACUCCCUGGCCUUCAACACAACUACCUGCGAGCUUUCAGCCUUCCAUGCUACGCGGGACAACCACUGGCAAAAGAGGGGAUAUGAUUUGAAGGAUAUCAAAGCUUUGGAUUCUGCCACAUUUGAACGAAGAGAUGAGCAUGGAAUCGCCCAUAGUCUUGGACCUCAAAGGAUCUUCCAUUUCGAGACGGGUUUAUGGUUUGACUCGGACGAAGUCUUCUACGACCCUGUUACUGAUGAAGAGGUUGACAAUCCUUUGGAAAAACGAGAAAAGCCCAAAGAUGACUCCUGGACUGUCCGAGGACAACAUACGUGGGAUUCAAAAAUGGGUCUCUGGAGAGAUGGGCAAGGAAAACUGAAGAAGUUCGCGACCGAAAGAGAACUUCCAGAAAGACCAAAAGUCCCCGCCGAAGACCAAGACUCUGAUUUCUACUCCGACAUGCAGCCUUUCUACGACAGAGAAGAAGAUGAAUAUCUCCUCAGAAUCGAAAACUCUCCCCGGUGGGAUUGGGGACGAGAUGCCAAAGGUCAGGUUUGGUACUGGCAAGUAAGUGGCACAGCCGGCCAUGCAACCGAGGCAUGGCGUUUUGAACACAACGGAGAGUAUGCAUAUGGCAACGAACCCCUGGACUUUUGGGAUGACUGGUAUGAUGAACCUGGGGAUACGGCUGAGGGGACACCCUAUGGCUGGAAUCUGGCUGCUUUUCUCGCGAGUAAUAAGCUUGGUGGUGAAAUUCCGCAAUGGGAUACAUGCAAGUCCCUGCGUCUUUAUUGUAAGGAGGAUGACCCAAUGGCUAAACGUGACCUUCGCUUUUAUCUUCCGAAGCCAGUGGCUUUUGAGGUGUGGUCUCACAAGUCAUGGGAUGAGAUUGCAUUGGCAAUAAGUGCAUUUUAG